AGUUGACCCGCGGGCGCCAGACGCUGCGCUCCAGCGGGCGCAGCCGCGGCGGCGCGGGCCUCCCUAGCUGACACUCCCCCUGCGCGCCCCUCCCCCGCCGCGGCGGAAUCCCGCCCGCCCUCCGGUCCGCGCGCGAGCCCGAGGCCGCUUCCUCGGUACCAGCGUCUAGAAGGAUCCCGGCCGCGGCGAUUGCGCGGCCAUGGGCGCGCCGGGCUCGUCCUAGGGUCGCGGCGGAGACCGCAGUCGGAGCGCCGCGGUGGCCUCCUCCGCGAGGGAAGCCUGCGACGCUUCUCAGCGAGGCUUCUCAUCGGUUCACGCCGGAGAGCCUCCUCCGCGAACCCCAGCGACGGUCGCACCGGCAGCGCGGCGGGAUGAGCGGUAGCAGCGCGGCGCCGGGCCCGGGCUCGGGGUCCUCCCCGGCCGCCUGUCGCUUCGCGCACUACUUCGUGCUGUGCGGGAUCGAUGCGGACAGCGGGCUGGAGCCCGACGAGCUGGCGGGUGAAAAUUUUGAUCAGAGUCCUCUGAGAAGAACAUUCAAAUCCAAAGUUCUGGCCCACUAUCCUCAAAACAUAGAAUGGAACCCUUUUGAUCAAGAUGCAGUGAACAUGCUGUGCAUGCCCAAAGGGCUGUCUUUCAGAACACAAGCUGACAAUAAAGAGCCUCAGUUCCACUCAUUUAUAAUUACCCGGGAAGAUGGUUCUCGCACCUAUGGUUUUGUUCUCACUUUCUAUGAAGAAGUUACAAGUAAGCAAAUCUGUACAGCCAUGCAGACACUGUACCAGAUGCAUAAUGCUGAGCAGUACAGCAGUGUGUACGCUUCAUCCUCUUGCAGUAUGGACUCACUGGCAAGUAGUAUUGACGAGGGAGAUGCAACCUCUCUUUUGAAACUCCAGCGAUACAACUCUUAUGACAUCAACAGAGACACCUUGUAUGUUUCAAAAAGUAUCUGCUUGAUCACACCUCUGCCUUUCAUGCAAGCCUGCAAGAAAUUCCUCUUCCAACUUCACAAGGCAGUUACCUCACAGCAGCCACCACCCUUGCCGCUUGAGAGCUAUAUCCACAAUAUUCUCUACGAGGUGCCCCUUCCGCCUCCUGGGAGGUCACUGAAAUUUUAUGGUGUUUAUGAACCUGUCAUCUGCCAGAGGCCUGGGCCCAAUGAACUCCCUCUUUCUGACUACCCUCUUCGAGAGGCCUGUGAGCUCCUGGGAUUAGAGAACCUAGUGCAAGUGUUCACCUGUGUUCUUUUAGAGAUGCAGACCCUUCUCUACUCACAAGAUUAUCAGCGCCUGAUGACAGUGGCAGAAGGCAUUACCACACUCUUGUUCCCUUUUCAAUGGCAGCAUGUUUAUGUACCCAUCCUCCCUGCCUCUCUGCUACAUUUUCUUGAUGCCCCUGUCCCUUAUCUGAUGGGUCUUCAGUCAAAAGAAGGAACUGACCGGUCUAAAUUAGAACUUCCUCAAGAGGCUAAUUUGUGCUUCGUGGAUAUUGACAACCAUUUUAUUGAGUUGCCUGAAGAAUUUCCACAGUUCCCCAAUAAAGUGGAUUUUAUCCAAGAGUUGUCUGAAGUUCUUCUCCAAUUUGGGAUUCCUCCUGAGGGCAGCCUACAUUCUAGUGAGAGUGCCACCAAACUGAAGAAUAUGGUUCUGAAAGAUUUGGCUAAUGACAAAAAGAAUGGAAAUGUCCCCAACAACAGCGUCAGCGUGUAUGAGCUACUGAAGGGCAGUGAGACCAUAGCCCGCCUCCAGGCUCUUGCCAAGAGGACUGGGGUGACCAUGGAAAAAAUUGACCUUCCAGCUUCUCUGAGUGAAAAAGAAAAGGAUUUAAAAUUGCAGUGUGAAGAGGCCGACUUGAGGGACUCCCAGCUCAAUGUACAGCUGCGAGAGGUCUUUGCCAACCGCUUUACACAGAUGUUUGCCGAUUACGAAGCAUUUGUGAUUCAGACUGCCCAGGACAUGGAGUCCUGGCUGACCAACCGGGAACAGAUGCAGAACUUUGACAAAGCUUCUUUUCUCUCUGACCAGCCUGAGCCUUACCUGCCAUUUCUUUCACGCUUCAUUGAAACACAGAUGUUUGCCACCUUUAUUGAUAAUAAGAUCAUGUCUCAAUGGGAAGAGAAAGACCCUCUGCUUCGGGUCUUUGAUUCUCGGAUUGAGAAGAUCAGAUUGUAUAAUGUAAGGGCACCCACCCUGCGGACAUCUAUAUAUCAGAAAUGCAGCAGUUUAAAAGAAGCAGCCCAGUCAAUUGAACAAAGAUUGAUGAAAAUGGAUCACACUGCAAUCCACCCACAUCUACUUGAUAUGAAAAUUGGUCAAGGCAAAUAUGAGCAAGGGUUCUUUCCAAAGUUACAGUCCGAUGUCUUGGCAACAGGACCAGCCAAUAACAAUCGCUGGGUGAGUCGAAGUGCCACAGCACAGCGCAGGAAAGAGCGCCUUCGCCAGAGCUCUGAACACAUUGGGCUGGACAGUGACUUACGGGAGAAAUAUAUGCAAGAGGCACGAAGUUUAGGAAAAAACCUGAGGCAACCAAAACUGUCAGAUCUUUCACCUGCUGUGAUUGCACAAACCAACUGGAAAUUUGUAGAAGGUUUAUUAAAAGAAUGCAGAAUGAAGACAAAACGCAUGUUGGUAGAGAAGAUGGGACAUGAAGCAGUAGAACUGGGCCAUGGAGAAGCAAACAUUACUGGCUUGGAAGAAAACACCUUGAUCGCCAGCCUGUGUGACCUACUGGAGAGGAUAUGGAGCCACGGCUUACUGGUCAAGCAGGGGAAGUCUGCCUUGUGGUCACAUUUGCUCCAGUUUCAGGAUAGAGAAGAGAAACAAGAGCACCUCACAGACUCGCCAGUUGCCCUUGGACCAGAAAGAAGAAAAUCUGACUCAGGAGUUAUGUUACCAACACUCAGAGUCUCUCUUAUUCAAGACAUGAGGCAUAUUCAGAACAUGACUGAGAUCAAGACUGACGUUGGACGGGCGCGGGCGUGGAUAAGGUUGUCCCUGGAAAAGAAGCUCUUGUCGCAGCACCUCAAGCAGCUGCUCUCUAACCAGCCACUGACCAAGAAGCUUUAUAAGCGCUAUGCUUUUCUCCGUUGUGAAGAAGAAAGAGAACAGUUUCUUUACCAUCUGCUUUCCCUCAACGCUGUGGACUACUUCUGCUUUACCAGUGUGUUCACCACUAUCAUGAUUCCUUAUAGAUCAGUGAUCAUUCCAAUUAAAAAGCUGAGCAAUGCAAUCAUUACCUCGAACCCGUGGAUCUGUGUUUCAGGAGAGCUGGGAGACACCGGAGUAAUGCAGAUUCCAAAGAACUUGCUUGAGAUGACUUUUGAGUGCCAGAACCUGGGAAAGCUGACUACAGUUCAGAUUGGCCAUGAUAACUCCGGACUGUUAGCUAAAUGGCUAGUGGAUUGUGUCAUGGUCAGAAAUGAAAUCACAGGACAUACAUACAGAUUCCCUUGUGGGCGGUGGCUGGGGAAAGGCGUGGAUGACGGCAGCCUGGAGAGAAUUCUUAUUGGAGAAUUGAUGACAUCAGCUUCAGAUGAAGACCUGGGAAAGCAGUGUCGGACUCCACCACAGCAGAAAUCUCCCACGACAACCAGGAGACUGAGUAUUACCUCACUAACGGGAAAGCCUGCCAAACCCAAUGCUGGACAGAUCCAAGAAGGAAUUGGAGAAGCUGUGAACAAUAUUGUGAAGCAUUUUCACAAACCUGAGAAAGAGAGAGGAAGCCUCACAGUGCUGCUGUGCGGAGAAAAUGGCCUGGUUGCUGCACUUGAACAAGUUUUCCAUCAUGGGUUCAAAUCUGCCCGCAUCUUUCACAAGAAUGUCUUCAUCUGGGACUUCGUAGAGAAAGCAGUGGCUUAUUUUGAAACCACUGACCAGAUUUUAGACAAUGAAGGUGAUGUGCUCAUUCAGAAACCAUCAAGCAAAACCUUCUGCCACUACGUGAAUGCUAUUAACACUGCACCCAGGAACAUUGGGAAGGACGGCAAAUUCCAGAUUCUAGUUUGCCUGGGAACAAGGGAUCACCUGCUUCCACAGUGGAUUCCAUUGCUAGCAGAAUGUCCUGCCAUCACCCGAAUGUAUGAAGAGAAUGCACUGCUUCGAGACCACAUGACUGUCAACUCCCUUAUCCGAAUUCUUCAGACCAUUCAGGAUUUCACCAUAGUCUUGGAAGGAUCACUAAUCAAAGGAGUGGAUGUGUAAAGCAGCCGGCAGAAACUCUUCAUCUACCCCUGGCUCCUGAAGCUUCCGUAACUAUGGGGACCUAUCUGGACCGGUCUGACCAUAGUGAGCACUGCCGGGGCAGUGCACUGGAAGCCCCAGUUUGAACAGUCUCCACUCUGCAGACAAGGCAAAGUGCUGUAUUGUAGUUCAUUUGAACCUGAAAUUUAGUAUAAAAUAGAGUAUUUUCAUGUGUUAGAAGUGUGUAAAUAUGCUAUCUUUAAGAAAUUAUAUUACUCUAAUAAGAUACUUUUCUUAGAUUGAAUAUCCCUGUGACUUAAAAUAAGUAGUUUAAAAAUGUUGGGGGUGGGGAAAGCGGUGCUAGUCAGGAAGAAGCCAGUAAAUGUGUACAUAGUGCAACCCAGGAAGGCUUCUUUUUCCCUCCAGGUCUCACAAAGGAACCAGAAUGCUUUGUCCUGAAGCAGCCAUCCCUCCUGGAGUCCCAUCCUGUGUGUGGUGAAUGUAUACAGCUUUACAUAGUGUACAGCAGUCCUCAUUGUACCUUUUAAGUUAUAAACCAUUUAAUACAUUUGAAUUAUGAGUAAUUUUUUUAGUUUUUGGGAACGUUUUUCAUUGGCAUAAGGAAAAGAUAAUUAAAGUAUUUUAAAUAUCAGACCCCAGCAAGGCAUAGUGGCGCACUCCCAGCACUAGGGAGGCAGGGGCAGGUGCAUCUGAGUUGCAGACCAGACAGAGCUACAUAGCAAGACCCUAUCUCAACAGAGAGAGAGAGAGAGAGAGAGAGAGAGAGAGAGAGAGAGAGAGAGAGCGCAAAUACCAGAUCCCAAGAGCUUGGCUAAUUGGAAAGCAAACACAAGAAGCCCUGAGAAGCAUGGGACUUUAACUUCUUUACUUUUGAAAGAUUAGCCUGGAGGCUUCGUUCUUGGAAUUUUUAUUACUGUUCUUUGAUAGGGCUUUUGAGAUAAUGAAUUUUAGUAUCAAUCAUAUAGCCAUAACUGUAAGAAACAGUGUGACUUUUAACUUGGCCAUCUAAACUCUUUAAGUGGAGCUAAACUACCAGCCCAGUCUUUGUUAGGUUCCAGCCACUCCCUCUGUCCGCCCCAUCCCCCCUCUCAGGAAAUAAAAGGAAUGUGGGAGAAGGAGGAGGUCUCAGUGUGAUUUGGAAUGCUUUUGUGAAGGUAUUUGUUGACCAUGAUAAUGCAAAUAACAGAAGCUGAGAGAAAGAAUGAAGCCUUUCUGGGUGUUUCAGGGAAAUGUAAAGCAAUUGUCCCAGAGAAGUUAAAAGCCACUGUGGCAGACUGAGGAGUGAAUUUGACUCAAGAGACAAUUUAGGAACUCCUGAAACCUUUCUAGUUUGAUAGCUUAUUUAUUUUUUUGUUAAGCAAAUGUUAGCAACUACAUAAAUCUUUAUCUUUUGGUGAGUAAGUUUCGGAACUCUAAUUAGGCACCGAUACCUUGUUAGUAGCAAAAUUGCCUCGGCAGAGCUCCAGGUUUUAUUCCCUGUUGUAGCUGAAAACCCAAGCCAUGGCCUCUCAGGAUCCGUGUGCAAUCUCAGGGCCCUGGGCUCUUGCCAGCAGUGCUGUUUUCCUGUUUACUGGAGGAAGGGACUAAUAGAUCAAGUACCUCAUGCCCUUUAUCAGAAACUCUGAAGAAAAGGGUUGCUGAGGAUACAUUUACACACCCAUGGAAAGAAAGGGCUUAGAACAUGUCUCUAGAUGACCUGUGUAACCCAGUGGUUUGUUUACUUAGAAUAAGGGUGUUUAUAGUAGAAUGAGAGUAUUCUAGAGACCAAUCUACUUACUAUAGGAAACAUCCACAAAUUAAGAUACAGUCCAUCCCAGGGUUUUAUUGCUGUCUUUUCCCAUGGGGCCAUCCUGAUGCUGAGCGCUUGGUGGACUUUUAAGUCAGUGUUCCACAGUUGAGUCCCAACAGCAAGUACAGCCUCUUCAUUUUAUAGGUGAAAAUAGGACACUUCAAAUCAAAGACUUUGUAUUCUUGCCCUCUCCCCCUUGACAACACAAGGGUUAGAAUUUAUGCUUUUUACCACACCCGAGAGCAUGAAACCAACCUCGGAGACAUUCUUACUCAGGAUCAUUUCUUCUGUUGAAUCUUCAGUCAACUGUACAGAUAGGAAGCUAUGUUUCUGUGAUGCAGAAUAAUAAGGACUGAAGCUUGCCUUGCCGCGUUAGAUUGUUUUGUUGUUGUUUGUGAAACAGGAUCUCACUGUAUAUCCCUGGCUGGCCCUGGAACUUCAUUUGUAGACCAGGCUCACCUGGAGAGAUCUACCUCCUAAGUGAGGGAUUCAUGUGAGAGCCCUGCCUACCAAACUGUUCUUAAUCUCUUAGGCAUUACAUCUGUGGUUAAAAAAUGGGAGCAGAGUUGCAUUCCAGCUUAAGUUUAAAACUGUUACUUAAAGUAGUACCAAAAAAACAAAAAAUUACCUAUAAAGUUUUUUGUUCCACAUGAUGUCCUUUGGAUGAGCUAAUGGCUAGCCUUAUGCCUUGCUCAGACAGCUGGGCCUCGUGGGAGCUGCUUAACUGACCCAUAGCCCAUUCCUUUGAAUUUCCCACUGGCGAUAGAUCUUAGCCGUACAGGAUAAAUUUAAUAUGUAGAAACACUGUAAAGACCUUAGGGUGUGAUAAAAAAGAAAAAUGUUUCCACUGAAUUUGGGGUUACCCAUUGCAAAUGAUAAAGAAGUAAGGCUUCUUAUGUGACCUAUAACAAACUGAAUCAAUAUGGGAAAUGCAUCACAAUGGUAACAUUGCUCAAAACAGAUGCAUAUAAUCGUACAAGCUGACUUCUGUAAGGACCAUACAACAGGCAUCCUUCGUGCUGUGCUAUUUAAAAACAAACAGACAAAAAACUUAGUACAAAGCUUUAGAAUCACCGCAUAGAAAAUGAAAAUCAAAACUUUAUUUGCGUGUGUGCAAAUAAAUUUAAAGCAAAUACCUGGGACCAAGAUUAAUAUCCUACGUAGUAACUAAAGUUAAAUUGGCAAGGAGAGGUAGCUAAGCAGUUAAGAGCACUGGCUGCUCUUGCAGAAGACCCAGGUUCAUUGCCAGCACCCACAUGGUACCUCACACCCACCUAUUACUACAGUUCCAGAGGAUCGGAUGAACUCUUCUAACCACCUUGGGCACCCAGCAUAGUGAACAUACAUUCGUGUAGGCAAAACUCUCAUGAAAUAAAACAAAUCUUUUUUUAAAUAUCUUAUUAAAUGUGCAGUGGCUGGGGAUGUAGCUCAGUGGUAGAAUGCCUGUGUAGUAAAUACAAAACCUUGGGUUCUGUCCUCAGCACAAAUAAAAUUGCCAAAUUUUUAACUUCUUCAAAAGCUUGUUCUCCAAGUCUUUGUUUUGAGUAAUAAAAUCUCUAAUCUUAACCUUCAUGUCACAUUUCUGGUGGCCUUACAGUGGCUUGCAUAUUAUAUGUGAAAAGCUCUCAAUGCUUUAAGAAGGAAGUACUUUGGGCUGGUGAGAUGGCUCAGUGGGUAAGAGCACCCGACUGCUCUUCCAAAGGUCCAAAGUUCAAAUCCCAGCAACCACAUGGUGGCUCACAACCAUCCGUAACGAGAUCUGACUCCCUCUUCUGGAAUGUCUGAAGACAGCUACAAUGUACUUACAUAUAAUAAAUAAAUAAAUCUUUAAAAAAAAAAAAAAAAAAAAAAAAAAAAGAAGGAAGUACUUUAGUACUUCACAAUGACUGAGCUUCUCCAUGUGAGGUAGGGUUGUGAGUCAGAAAGCAGGCUGCCAGGAACAAGUGAAGACCCCUGACUUGACCCUGUUUCCCCUGGGAAUGAAAAUCUGAUGGAGGAAACCUAAAAUUUGCAACUGUUGAAUUUCAUCUAAAAUUCAUUUUAAAUGUUCAUAUUUAUUGUACCUUUUCUAGCUCUGUAGGAUUUAUUUAACAUGACUUUUAAAAUUUUUAUUUUAAUGAACUUCUAUAGCACUGUAUGAGUAAUAAACAUUUGUUUCUACUUCCUUUUCUGACAGUAAGCACAUGUAUAAGUGUAAUGAAAAACAGAUUAAGGCUAUACAUAGGACUUUGUGUCUGACAUGUGUCAAUAUCUCUAAAAUAGGAAGUAGUAGACAAGGCCAGGGAAAUAUUUGACAGUAUUGGGAAGAGAGUUCUUUACAAUGUGAAAUAUCUUCUAAGAAUAAUGGCUUUUCAAUAGAGUAUUCAUUUAGGAAAUUGUUUUUUCUCUGAAGUUUACAGAAGCUAGUCUACCCUUUUCAUGGUGUUGAAAGGGUGUUCUAAACUUAUAUAUUUCAGUAUUAGCACAUCUUUAUUGAUUGACAACAGAGUACUCUACUGCUUUGAUAGAGUAAAUGGUAUCUCUAAGCCUCUGUGUCUUUUGUUUGGUUUAGUUUUGCUUUUUUUUUUUUUUUUUUUUUUAAGAGUCCUCAAAGAGGCCUUGGCUGUCCUAGAAUUCACUCUAUAGACCAACCAUGCUGGCCUUGAACUCACAGACAUCCACCUGCCUUUGCCUCCCAAGUGCUGGAAUCAAAGGCAUACACCACCACACCUGGCAAGCAUCAGUGUCUUUAGAAAUCUUUGUUUCUUUCUCUCUCCUCUUUUAAAGAUUUAUUUAUUUUUUAUGUGUACAUCAUUCUGGCUGCAUGUAUGCCUGCAGAGCAGAAGCUUAUUAGAGAUGUUAUUACAUAUCUCAUUACAGAUGGUUGUGAGCCGCCAUGUGGUUGCUGGGAAUUGAACUCAGGACCUCUGGAUGAGCAGUCAGUCAGUGCUCUUAACCGCUGAGCCAUCUCUCCAGCCUGAAAUCUUUGUUUCUUAUGUAGCUAUUUUUUUUUCAAUAUCAUUUAGAAUAACUGGGAGACUUUCUGUCUCUUUUAACUUAUGUCCCUUUUUUAAAAAAAUACAUGUACAAUUUUGCUCAAUCCAAUGGACCGUUGAGCUUUGUAAAGAAGUUUGCUUUUGCGGUAUGAUAAAAGGCAUCCAAGGAGGGGCUGGAGUGAGUUCAGUGUUAGAUGUGCUUAACAUACUUACACAAGGCCCUGAGCAGCACUCCAGCAAAAGAAAAUAAACUCAAGGAUGAUUAUAGCCGCCCUCCCCCCCAAGUCUGAUGUCUCUCUCCCUCUCUCAAGGAUAAGAUCAAAAUUGAUUUCAGAAAGACACAUUGAGGUGUUCAUAUUUAUAUCAGACUGAAGAAAAGUUCAUCAAAUAAACUUCCCCCUCUUGGAAGGGUUCUGUCAUGUCCUUAGUGAUUUAGGAAGUAGCCAUGCUUGCUUGGUCCAAUUACUUGUGUGUUGGAUCCAAGAUGUAUUUUAAACAAAUAUUGGCAUAGAUAGUAAGGAGUUUCUGUUGUCAGUCAAAUGAGGAUAUAAAACAUAGAAAAAAAAAUCUUAUGCUACACUUGAGCCUCAUAUAAAGAUAGCCUGUGUUUUGUUGUUGUUGUUGUUGGUUUUGUUUUUAAUUACUAUUUCUGCAUUUAAAUUAUACACUGUUUUCCUUUGUAUUAUUAACAAUGUAUGUCAGAACUGGAGUUUUCUCCCCUCCCCCAUCUGAACAUAAUAUAAAAUCUGAAAAGUAUUGUGACAAGCACUUUAACAUAUCAGACAAACUGACAUGGGUUUUCAGGUUUUGGAGUACAUUUAAAUAUGACUUUUCAUGCUUUGUUCUUUACAAUAAAACUGUGGGGUUGAUACU
Molecule: messenger RNA, 9833 nt
Organism: Mus musculus (house mouse)
Lineage: Eukaryota; Metazoa; Chordata; Mammalia; Rodentia; Muridae
Gene: Dennd5b
Product: DENN domain containing 5B
Exons: 21
Coding region: 372-4196 (1274 amino acids)
Cellular component (GO): membrane
Molecular function (GO): guanyl-nucleotide exchange factor activity; small GTPase binding
Source: RefSeq, marked validated